This is a messenger RNA of Symbiodinium necroappetens, 1995 nucleotides long. The record is from the annotation of a GenBank genome assembly. NCBI's taxonomy places the organism in Eukaryota, Dinophyceae, Suessiales, Symbiodiniaceae.
AUGUUUACUUCGGAGGUAUCGGUCGAGGUGGUUGGAGGCCACGGUCGCAGGCGGAACCGGAAGCCUAGUGUCGGCAACAAGGAGCUGGCUCUGCACUCCUUGGGCGGAGCCUCCAAGCGCACCUCCAGCAAGGAAGUGAUUGCCAGGACGAAUACACGGGCAGACAUACUGAUCAAGACGGGCUGCGUGGACUCAGAUUCCGAAGGGGACCAUUCUCCCACAAGUCAGCCCCAGCAACCAAGCCAGUGCAGAGUGAAGGUGGACUUUGUCGUCGGAGUGUUGCAGAAGUACUCUCUGCCUUUAGUGUCAGGCGUGCUGCUAGCUCUCGUUUGGAGCAAUGUGGAUGAGACAAGUUACCGCGAGCUGAUCCACUGGAUGCCUGUCCCAGGUUUCGCGCUCGGCGGUCACAACAUUGACUUGCACUUCGUGGUCAAUGACAUCUUCAUGUGCUUUUUCUUCGGCCUUGCAAUCAAAGAGGUCACUGAAGCUUUGCUGCCGGGCGGGUCCCUGUCACCGAUCUCACGUGCAUUCAAUCCUCUGCUGGCGACGUUCGGUGGCGUUGUGGGCCCAGCUGUAUUUUACCUUCUCUUUGCCGCUGUGUUCCACGCAACAGGUGCCCUGGACCAGCCCAUGUGUCUGCCGGAUGACUAUGAAAGCCAUGCCCUGGAAAAUGGCCACAGAAGACUAGCCGGAGGAGGCAGUGCCAUACCCGCAACUGCGUAUGACGCCAAAUGCAGCCUGACAGCUGUUUUCAAGGGCUGGGGAAUUCCGACUGCGACAGACAUUUCGCUGGCUUGGAUGUUCGCCCUUCUGAUCUUCGGCCCUGGUCAUGCUGCCAUCAACUUCCUGCUGCUGCUCGCAAUAUUGGAUGAUGCACUGGGCAUGAUCAUCAUUGCAGCCUUCUAUCCCGAUCCAGAUGCUCCAGUGGAGCCCAUUUGGCUACUUUUGGUGCUUGGUGCCAUGCUGGUAGCCUUUGUGCUGCGCAAGGCCAUGGUCAGUCGAUGGCAGUUCUACAUCCUCCUGGCUGCGCCCGUUUCCUGGAUCGGGCUCUUCAAGGCUCACGUCCAUCCAGCCCUUUCGCUCGUCUUCGUCGUGCCCUUCAUGCCGGCGACACAUGCCAUUGAAGCUACAGGUCCACAUGACUUAGGCCGCGUCUCGCAGUCCAUCACUGACAAGGGUGGCAAGGAUGAAAUCUCCCGCAAAAGAUCAUCUGUGUCUCUUGCGGUGCGAGAUGCCUAUGUCGUAGCCUCGAGAAGUUUGAAGAACAUCUUCGGCAGAGAGGAGAUGGCGCCUCUACAUGUGUUCGAGCACACCAUGAAGGUUCCUGUUGACUUCGGCAUGUUCUUCUUUGGCCUUGCCAACGCCGGUGUCAAGCUGGGCUCCAUCGGAGGUAUCACUGGCUGCGUCGGGCUGUCGCUGGUUGUUGGGAAGACUGUGGGGAUUGCCGUGAUGAGCGCAAUCGGGCCCCUCAUAGGUGCACCUUUACCCAAGGGUCUGGGCAUGGCUGACCUCGUAGCCACAGCCGCGCUGGGAGGGGUUGGCCUCACGGUUGCCCUCUUCGUCGCCAAUGAGGCGUUUGUUGAGCCGGAGAUGCAGGGACAGGCAAAGAUGGGUGCGGUCUUGUCCACUGGCUGCGGAGCUCUGGCAUGGCUGAUCAAAACGGCCUUUGGAGGCAUCCCGAAGCCAGCAAAGCCAGAACAGGAAGAAGAUCACAAAGAUCGCAGUGAAAGAGAGGAGAAAAAAAUGCACAUCCAUGAAGAUGAAGUGGGCAUCUUUUGCAAGAGCAUGGAAGUUGGGAAGAUUCUCAGCGACAACUCGCAAAACAGCAAUGCUCACGGGACAAGUUUUGACGAAACCGACGUGUGCUUGGCUUCAGCUACUAGCUCAAGAAGCUUGGCCAUGCCAGGCCCUGAUCAGAAUGCAAGAGGAUCCAUACCCGACGCCGUGGAUGAGCCACCGAACCAUGAGGUCUCGGGACCAGGUUUCCUGGCUUGA